Uloborus diversus is the source of this 1537-nucleotide messenger RNA. It is a transcript of the gene CSN3, whose product is annotated as COP9 signalosome complex subunit 3-like. The coding region runs from base 69 to 1355 and encodes 428 amino acids. The record is from RefSeq and is a predicted model, not a curated record. Gene Ontology annotation, cellular component: COP9 signalosome. Gene Ontology annotation, biological process: ubiquitin-dependent protein catabolic process. NCBI's taxonomy places the organism in Eukaryota, Metazoa, Arthropoda, Arachnida, Araneae, Uloboridae. The transcript is spliced from 16 exons.
UGGACUUUUGUUUAUUGUGAUGCAUGCACUGAGAUUUUCGAAGUCAAGCGCUAAAAAUUAACAUCAUUAUGGCUACUCCUUUAGAACAAUUCAUUGUCAAAGUGAGAAGUUUGUCUUCGCAAGGAAGUUUUGAAGCUUUGUGUGAAUUCAUCUCUAAAAGCACGGAGACAUUAGCAAAGAAUGCUCCACUGCUAGAUGAUGUAUUACAAACUCUGAACUUAGAAGAACAUUCUUUGGGUGUGUUAGCAAUUUUAUGUGUCAAAUUUAGUUUCUCAACAAUUCCAGAGUUUGAAGUUUUAUAUGUUCAAGUUCAAGAUUUUAUAUUAAAUUGCAAUGGUGAACAGAUACGUUUUGCUCCAGACAUAUUUGCCCAAUUGUGUCAUUUGUUUACCAAAAGUUUGGUGGAAAGACAGCAGUACAUGCGAGGGAUUUCCUUGUUGAUUAAAGCCAUACAGAAAAUUCAACUUUUUAAUUCACAACUAACAUCAAUUCAUGCUGAUUUAUGUCAGCUUUGCUUACUGGGAAAGUGUAUGAAACCAGCGCUGCAAUUUUUGGACAUAGAUAUCACAGAUAUAAACCGAGAAAAUGGAAACUACGAUACUAAACAUUUUCUUCUUUAUUUCUACUAUGGUGGCAUGAUUUAUACUAGCUUAAAGAAUUAUGAAAGAGCUUUAUACUUCUAUGAAGUGGCCAUAACAACUCCCAGCAUGGCUGUUAGCCACAUCAUGCUAGAAGCUUAUAAAAAAUACAUCCUGGUAUCACUAAUAUUAUAUGGAAAGAUUCCCAAUUUACCAAAAUUCACAUCACAAGUUGUUGGGCGAUUUAUAAAACCUCUUAGUCAAGCAUACCAUGAUUUAGCCAUAGCAUAUGCCACAAAUAGUCCUGAUGAAGUUAGUGCUGUGAUAAAUAAAUAUAGUGAAAUCUAUGCUAGAGAUAACAAUAGGGGUUUAGUGAAACAAUGUAUGUCAUUUUUGUAUAAGAAAAAUAUACAGAGGUUGACCAAAACAUUUCUUACCUUGUCAUUAAGUGAUAUGGCUAGCAGGGUUCAACUUUCUGGUCCUGCAGAAGCUGAGUUUUAUGUAUUAAAAAUGAUUGAAGAUGGUCAAAUAUUUGCAUCCAUUAAUCAGAAAGAUGGUAUGGUAGUAUUUCUCGAUAACCCUGAAAAGUAUAACUCUCCUGUAAUGUUUCAACAACUGGAAGAUGAGAUGAAAAAAUGCAUUCUGUUAGAUGAGAAGUUGAAGCAAAUGGAUCAAGAAAUUACAAUAAAUCCAAAAUACAUUCAAAAGAGUUCUGAGAUGCGUGAAUCUUUUGAAGGUGCAGUAUCCAUUACUUCCGAUAUUCACACACAACCAUAAACUCAUUAAAAGCAAAAAUUGGUUGUUUUAAGGAAGCUGAAAAUACCUAGCUUGUGUUGAAAAGAGCUAAUUCUCUACAGACUGUAUAGCUGUUUUUCAUCUUUAAAUAUUUUGAACUAUCAUGUCAUUGAGAAUAAAUUACUCAUUUGAGCAUAUUGUAAUGCAUAACCAGAAGUUUACAA